AUGGUCAAGUCACGGUCUUCCUGGUCUUGUCGCUUGCCGGCUCUGAUACGCACAUUUCUGAUCCUCUUAACCGCUCCUCUCCUGGCCAUCGCGACCGCAGACAACAAGGCCAGAGAAACCCCAUGGAUCGGCUGGGGUGGCAGCAACUACAACAACCGUUGGGCCUCGACUAACUCCAAGAUCUUUUCUUCCAACAUCCGCAGCGUUUCCGAGCACUGCCAUGUUCCCGGCUAUGGAGGUGGUAUAACCGCUACGCCUUCCGUUGCCGAGGGAAUCGCCUACUUCCCCGCCUGGAACGGCUCACUCGUAGCCUUCGACUACACCUCCUGCAAAGUCAAGUGGGACAUCAACGUCACCCAAGUGAUCCUCGACUACGCCCCCGUCGACCCCCUCCAAGCCGCCGUUGCGCCCUAUCCAGUCUCUCGAACCACCCCUCAGCUCGAUCUAGAAAACAACAUCAUCUACUUCGCCACCCUCUGGAACGCCCUCCUCGUCGCCGCCGACCUCAGGACCGGCAAAAUCCUCGCCAAGCACCGAAUCAACGCCCACCCCUUGGCCCAAGUCACCCAAUCCCCCACCCUCCUAGGCGACAUCGUCUACUCGGGCGCCUCCUCCGCCGAAGAAAGCGUCGGUUUCCUCCCGGGUGUCAACUACACCUGUUGCACCUUCAUCGGCAACGCAAUCGCCGUCCGCUUCAACCGCAAAGCCCGCAAAUUCACCACCCUCUGGGACGUCCCCAUGAUGCCUCCCAACGACGACCCCUCCGAGCCAGGCUUCUGGUCCGGCAGCGCCAUAUGGGGAAGUCAGCCGUCCAUCGACCCGAAACGCCGCACCAUCUUCUACGCAACCGGUAACCUCUACAGCGUUCCCGACCCAUGGCUAGCUUGCACCGCCGACCCAGCGCACCCCACAUGUGAGCUCCCCUCGAGAGUCUGGCAAGAAGCAGUCGUAGCCCUCGACCUGGAAACCGGAAACGUCAAAUGGGUGCGCCGUCUAGGCGUCCUAGACGCAUGGAGCGUCGCCUGUCUAAACGCUACUUUCGACGCAGGUCUGUGUCCGCAAACGCCCGGUCCAGACGCAGAUUUCGGUAUGGCGCCUGCUUUCGUCCCCGGCAAAGGCAAAAAGGGCAAAGACGUUGUCGUAGUCGGGCAGAAAAACGGAAACCUCUACAGCUUGGCAGCUGACACGGGCGAUCUCGAGUGGGCGGUGUCUACCGGCCCGGGAGGUCAAGGAGGCGGGUUAACCUGGGGAAUAGCAGUUGAUGACCGACGGGUAUAUUACGUGACGGUAAACUCGGAGGGUGAGACCUGGACUCCUGCGCCGCAGCAACCGCAGUCUAGGUCGGGACCUGCCAAGAGUACCAACGGGAGCGCGUACGGAGCCGCUGACUUGGAGACGGGGGAGAUCUUGUGGGAGACGCCGGCGCCGGAUAAUUGGCUGGUGGGAAAUCCGCCGACUGUUGUGGGGGAUUUGUUACUGCUUGGAAGGAAGGUUGAUACGCCGGCGCAAGGUCAGCUUGUGGUGUUGAAAAAGUCAACGGGGGAGAUCAUCUUGGACAAAGCGCUUGACUCCCACUUCACGGGCGGGAUUGCGGUGGCAGGAAAGAAUCUGCUCUUUGGGACGGGCUUUCAUGGGGUGAUUCCUGGAUCAUUCUACGUCUUGUCUGUGAACUAG
Molecule: messenger RNA, 1674 nt
Organism: Sordaria macrospora k-hell
Lineage: Eukaryota; Fungi; Ascomycota; Sordariomycetes; Sordariales; Sordariaceae
Molecular function (GO): protein binding
Source: RefSeq, a predicted model, not a curated record